Molecule: messenger RNA, 4901 nt
Organism: Pocillopora meandrina
Lineage: Eukaryota; Metazoa; Cnidaria; Anthozoa; Scleractinia; Pocilloporidae
Source: the annotation of a GenBank genome assembly
AAUUAUCUGAAAUAUGGCGGCGAAGAUGAGAUUGGAACAAGAUGGUACCUUUUACGAGCUGGAGAGACUACAAGAAAGCGCUAAUAGGUAAAAAAACUAAAAUGAGCAGAAAUAGAAUAUCCAUGCAGACAGUGAAAAAUUUUUCUCCUAGUUAUGGCAAUAAAUUUCCUGAUAAUGGUGCCCCUGUGCUUUCUCGAUCUGGUGUUGCGUUGUAUGUCUUGACUAGUUUGUUUAUGUUUAUUUGAAUCGAUACUCCGCAGGCGAAGUGCAAAGUAUGAAGCUGAAAAGAAGGAAAAAUCUGAACUUAGUGAUUUGCAAAGUAAAGGUUGGUGAUGUCUAUACGUAAGAACUUAAUUGAGACGCUGUGGUGCAAAAUGUACCAACAAUAAUAACAACAAAAACCACAACACUGAUAUGAAAUCAUUUAUCUCUGAAACUGUUAGUGGAACAGCUAAGAGCAAGGAGAGAUCAACUCCGCGAGAGGCUAAAGAAUGGUUCUCAUGAAAUUCUACAAGAGUUUUUGCAAUUAGGUAAGUGUGACUUUCCAUAGAUAAAAAAAUUUAAAGCUGAUUUGUGGGAAGUACAACAAGAGGCAAAAAGCAGAUCAUGGUGGUUGCGGAAGAUGCAGUUUCCUAACGGUUUGCAUGGUGGAUUCCGCGUCAGGUGGUUCAGGUUUGAGGCUUGGCUGAGUUGUCAUAUUGUAUCCUUGGGCAACCUUCUCUUCACCUGGGAGUGUAGAUUGGUAGGAGUGAAUUUUUAGGGAAGCGUGAUGAAAUGGUUGAGGUUACCUCUUGAUGGACUGAUAUCCCAUCCAGGGAGAAUAGCAAUACUCUAGUCCUUUCACCCUACAGAAACUGGAUAAGAUGCCGCUGAAAGGCCUCUUGGCUCAACUGCAAAGUUGAUUUUUUUUUUUAAUUAUGGUGUUAACAGAUGAGAUGUUAACAGAAAACAGCAGGAUAGUUGUUAAAAUGCUGUGGUCAACAAAAGUUUUUUUUUAUUGCCAGUGACUCUAUGUUGUAAAACAUAAAACAAAAAUCUUUUAAUUUUGGUGUGAAACUCAGAGAGAUCUAGCACAUGUACAUUGUUGAAUUGUCAUAAAUGUUUUAACAUAACAUUUCACAUAUUUACUUAAUAUCAACAGAUGAAUCCUCCAGGACAGAUUAUUCAGCUGCCUCAAAACAGGUACUAUGAUGACAAAAAUUUUGCUUUAAUAACAUCAGAGGAAUGCUAUGCAAAAGAACUUCAAUAUUGCUAAUGAAAGAGCAUGAUAUUUUGUUAUAAUAAUCACUCCAAAGCCAGAUUGGAAUGAUGAGCCUUGCAUGCAUUAGGAAGAAAACCUUGUCAAAUGGGUUUUGUUGUUUACACUUAGAUUAGUUUAUGAGGUGUUAUCUUUCAAUUCAUAUUAUGCAGUAAUGAUACUGAUCUGUAACUUAACAUUUAACUCCUCACUUUGAUGGUGUUCACCUCUUUCAGUGAAUAUCUCAAGAAACAUACAGUAAUAUUUUUCAGAAAUUGAAAGGAUCCUAUUAAAAUACUCUGUUUAGACAUAAUCACUGAAUACAAUUUUUCAUACUAGUUCAAUUUUACUUUAAUGUUAGAAUGUCCUGACAGCUGUGAGGUUGUUCCGUAAAAGAAAGGUAAGAAAAUGAAAAAAGAUUAAGUUCAAUUAUAGCUCAGGUGGAUCUAGAGAUAUAAGGUUUCUUACUGGUCAAGAAUAAUAUCAUUUGUUCCCAUAAGCACCCCAUACAAGGUGAUUACAUUACUAAAGAAGUGUUUUUAAAAUGGCCACCUUAGGAUUUGUGUUAUGUUUGUAAAAGAGGGACUAAAAGAAAGUGCAGUUGCUUUGAAAAUUGUACAAGAAAUUAUACUAAAACAUUACUCCCCUCAGGCUUGGAAUAUUUUUAAGUAUUUGUUCACAGAAUCUUUACUCAACACUCACGUCACAUUUGGUGUGUAAUUGCAAAUAAAUAGAAUCAAACCUCUUAAAUGGAGCUAACUGAAAUGCAAAAGCUAUGUGGCUGAUCACAGGAAGGAAUUUUCUAGUAAGGAAAGGGUAUCUCCCAAAACUUCUAGUUUCUGAAGUAUGAAACUUGUUUAUCAGCUGUUUCACCUCUGUGAGAUGUAUAGAUAGAAAGGAAAUACCCUGAAUUCUCAGUGAUGGUUUUCAACUAUGUAAACUUCUAUUUCAGCUGGCUGAUCUUUGUGACAGCUACAGGUUGAUGGGUAUUUCAAUAGUAUCACAACAAGCAAAGAGAACUUGCUUCAGAUUUGAGACCUUUUUCAAUUGUAAGUUGAAGUGUUGUUAGUUGUACUUAGCUGAAAUAUGCAGUGCAGCAUGUUGGAAUUGCAAUGACUAAAUGAUUCACUUUCCAGCUGACCUAAUCACAGAUUGAUUUACUGUUGACUGACUUAUCAGUCCUGCUUACUACUGACUACUUGACUCACUCACUGAGUGUCUGUUACUGUCUCACUGUCUCCUUGAAAUGGACUGACUGACUGAUUCACACACUCACUUGCUGUUUCACUGACUCAUUAAAACAGGAUGAAUGACCUAUUUGCUGACUGGCCAAUUUGCUGAAUUACAGAAUAAUUGACUCUGUGGCUCACUAACUAACUGACUGAUUUAAGCACUGAUUUACUGACUAAUCAAUUAAAUAAGUCUAUGUGAGACUCACAGGCCUACUGAUGCUUAGAUUAAAUUAUGAAUUUAUUAAGGAAUAACCUGCCCAAAUAACUUCUGAUUUAAUUGAUGAGCAAGGCAAGUCCAGAGAUUUGUGUUGUGUUGUGACACUUUAAAUGUCAAAUUUUAAUGCUAUAUAUCAACCUUCAGCUAGAUACUAUGAACCGUAUAACCUUGAAGUGGAGUUGAAAGACAAUAAUUUAAAGGUGAGUUUAAAAGUACAAAACAAUUUCUAGGAAUUAAGGUCUAUUUGCAUGAUCUUCUCUCUGUCAUUCACUCCACAUGUGUAUGUUAUACUGGAGGUACUGUACACAAAGUAUACUUUUAGAGAACUAAAAACUGGUGUUGGACCUCUUCUCCUUCACUUGGCUGAAACCAAGCCUUACCUCUAUUUUAUCUUACUGUAAACCUGGAGUUGUAGGUUCUUUUUUAAUGCUAUGUGUUUGAAAUUUCCCUUCAUAUAAUCAGUGUUCUUUGUAUAAAGGACCAAGGUAUUUCUUCUUUAGAUUUUUUUCCAAUUUUGUUGGUUGAUUUGAUUAUACCUGUUAGAUUCACAAGCAUACUGUACCUUACUUCAUACCUGUUGAUGCAAUUAGUAAGCAGUACUUAAACACUGACAUCAAGGUACCUUGUAUCUAUACUUUUGUUGAUUUUUUUUUUUUUUCAAGAAAUCUCUGUCUGCACAUUAUUUAGAUGCUUAAAAAAAACACUUUGCUAAAAUUUAUGUUGUUGUAUUGAUUGCAAGUAGAUUGACAAGAACUGGCUGUUCUGCUAUACAGUUGCUCCAUGUGGAUCGUCUGAUAGUUUCUUUCUACUUUGGUUUUAAUGGUUCUCCAAAUUAUUUCCCUGCUUCUACUAAGAAACAUUUGGUCAUUUUGAUUUCCUCCUGUAUGAUAUUCAUGCUACCUUUUUAAAUUAUUUUAGAGGUUUUUCAUGAUCAUUUGUGAGCAUCUUAAUGCUUUUGUGGCAAGAAGAGAACAGGUAAGCAAAAAUCUUGACUCCCUGGAUACUAUGUCAUAAACCCUUUACACCCUAACAUCAGUAUGCAUAUUCUCCAUACUGUUCUCCAUGUUUCUUGAGUUUGCCAACAAGGAGAAUUUUUUAACAAUCAAGUGCUUCGGUUCUUGGUGAACAGUUCCUCAAUUCUCCCAACCUUAAUUUGCGAUUCAGUGGUGAUAUUCUAGAGAGAAAUUAGAUGUGAUUCACUCCCAGGGGGUCCAUGGUCAAUAAUGAAAAUCACAAAGUGUUAUCAAUGUGAUUGUAGCAGUACAUGUUGUCUUCAGUAGCAUCUUGAAUGAUUUGAUAUUUUUAUAAGUGAGGCCUUCAUCUGAUGUUUUGUGUGAUCAUAGGUUUGCCUUUGUCAAGAGCAGCAUGGAGAUAAACUGGAAGGAGAGAUAUCUUGCAGCCCCUCGCAUGAUUUUGUGAUGUUGAAAUUAAAGGUAAGCAUGUUACUGCCAAACAGUUGAUCAAUUUGUGAGAAUCUAAGUUUAAUCCAGGAUUGCAUUUCUUUAAGCUUAACUGUGCUCUUUAAUUGGUCUGGAAAACUUGUGCCAACCUCUUGACCAAUCAAUUUCAAACAAAUCACAACUUGAUCAGCCGCAAUUUUUUCAGCACUUCAGGUAGCUUGCCUGAUUUUACUUUGAGUUUCACUGGAUUUUGUGAUAUUUUCCUUUCCUUCUGACUGGCUGUUAUGAUUGCUUUAGUUUGGGUCUUAUAACACUCAAUGUAAAAGGGCUUUACAAUUGUCUGUUACAAUGUAACUAUCAUCUGUCUAACCACUAUAAUGGUUUCCAAAAUGUAAUCUUUUAUUCUCAUUUGUCAGGCUGCACAGGGUCAAGUUAAAGGCACCAUUGUGAAACUAACAUAUAGAGGACUCACAUCAACACGACCAUCCCAUGUUGAUCUAAUUACUGAAGGUAAGAAAAGAUGAAUGUACACUGGUGUGAACCUAAAGGAAAAAUUAGAGGAUGUUAAUUUGAGGCCAUAUUCAAGUAAACAAGGUAGCUUGGUACUUAAAUGAAAGUUUUAGAAUUCUAUGGAGUGCAAGUUAGUUCUGAAUGGUCUCUUGAUUUAUGUUCUUUCUCUUGUUUUCAAAUUUUAUCCUUCCUCAGGGAAAAGUGCCGUAGCAUUGAGAAGACUUCAAAGAAAGAGAAAAUUUUUCGAAGAUCUCUAUCUCCACCAAGCAUUUGCUGAAGCUUUUAAUGAAGAGUUUGAAACUUGA